Cucurbita pepo subsp. pepo (vegetable marrow) is the source of this 381-nucleotide messenger RNA. The record is from RefSeq and is a predicted model, not a curated record. NCBI's taxonomy places the organism in Eukaryota, Viridiplantae, Streptophyta, Magnoliopsida, Cucurbitales, Cucurbitaceae.
AUGGUUCUCAAAACUUUCUCAUACGUCUAUCAUUGUUUAUCAUUGGCACUAGCCACAAAUUACACAACCGUGCUUCCUUUAGCUGUUGCCUUGUCUGGUUGCUCCCAGCCGCCCACAGUGUGUGGGUAUGUCUAUGUGAAUGAGACAGUCGGGGAUGUUGGGGGAGGGCUCGUGGGGCCUGAGCCUGACUAUGCAAGGUGGAGCAAUGACCAACACCAACUUUGCUAUGCUUGUGACUCUUGCAAGGCUGGGGUUCUAGCCAGCCUCAAGAAGAGCUGGAGAAAGGUCUCGGUCAUUAACAUCGUCAUCUUGAUCAUUCUCGUCAUCUCUUACGUUGUUGGCUAUGCAGCCUUUCGAAAUAAACUCGUGAUCUUUCUCUAG